Elaeis guineensis (African oil palm) is the source of this 2413-nucleotide messenger RNA. Its product is annotated as putative disease resistance protein RGA4. NCBI's taxonomy places the organism in Eukaryota, Viridiplantae, Streptophyta, Magnoliopsida, Arecales, Arecaceae. Gene Ontology annotation, molecular function: ADP binding; protein binding. The record is from RefSeq and is a predicted model, not a curated record.
GCCACUUGAUACAUUUAAGAUACUUGGAUCUCUCUUCUAAUAGUUUUGAAAUGCUGCCAAGUUCAUUAACUAUGCUUUACCACCUUCAAGUCUUGAAUUUACGGAACUGUAAAAUUUGUAGUUUGCCCAGUGACAUAAACAAGCUGAUCAAGUUACGCCAUCUUAAAGCAGAAAGUGAUGUUGUUUCUACGAUUGCAAACAUUGGGAAGCUAACUUCCCUUAAAGAAUUGUCGCUAUUUGAGGUUGACGAGAACAGGGGAAACCAUAUUAAAGAGCUGGAGAACAUGAGUCAUCUUGGAGGACAACUUCACAUCAAAUGUCUUGAUGUUGUCAAGACAAGGGAAGAGGCCAACAAGGCACAUUUGGAUGAAAAAUAUUACCUUAAAGGAUUGCAGUUAGAAUGGGCUUCUGAAAGUGAUAAUGUAGAGGAGGUGCUUGAAGGCCUCCAGCCACCUGACAAUCUUAAAGAGCUAACUAUUAAACGGUACAGUGGCACCAGAUCUCCAACUUGGCUGGGUCCAAGAUGGCUUUCGGAUCUGACAUCCAUUCAUUUGAGCUAUUGUGAGAGAUGGAACGUGCUCCCGCCUCUUGGACAGCUGCAACAUCUCAAGGCUCUUCACAUGGAAGGGUUGAAUGCAGUAACACAGAUUGGUCAUCAACUUUAUGGUAACGACGGUAUCGUGUUUCCUUCCUUGGAAGUGCUGACAUUCAAGUUCAUGUCAAGAUGGGAGGUGUGGUUAGGAGUAGUUGAAGGCCGGCGUUCGUUUCCUCGCCUUCGUAAACUCAGCAUCGCAAGUUGCCCAGAGCUGAAAAGAUUGCCUGUUCUCUCCAUGUUCAAAAAUCAGCGAGAUAACAUCUCUCCUUCCACUUUGCUGAUAUCUGACUGCCCAUGCAUAACAUGUCUUCCUGGUGAAAUGCUGCAUCAACUGAAAAUCUUGGGUGUUAAACGUUGCCCCAGUCUCUCAGUGUCCCCGCCUGGCAAUGAAGGAGAGGAGGUUGUGUUGUCACUUGUUCGCCUCUGCAUAGAGGAUACCCCUCUGCUCAAGGGGUGGUUUCUGUCGAAAGGCCUUCCCUCCCUUCUAGAGUUACAUGUCCAUUGUUAUCCACAACUCAUAUCGUUCAGUAGAGACCAAGAGAUGUGGCUUGAAGGUCUCGUCUCUCUCCAAGACUUGCAUAUCGUCAAGUGUAUCUACCUUCUGUCACUACCUGUAGGGCUGCCAAAUAUUUCCCACCUUGAAAAAUUGUGGAUAGAGAACUGUCCUGCUAUCUGGUCACUUCGUGAGAGAUUGCCGACAUCCUUGAAACAACUGUGCAUACGAGAAUGCAGUCCAUUGCUGAAUAAUCGGUGCAAAAGGAUGGUAGGUUCAGAUUGGGACAAGAUCGAACAUAUUCCUUACAUAACUCUAGAUUCAGAGACAAUCCAAGCUCCUGCAGCUGUGCCCUCUUGCUAAGAGAAAUUGACAGAUGGGUCGGCAAGCUCUGCCCCAACAUAAAAUCAGGAGAUGAGUACAGGAACAUGUGAAUCACUUCUCAACAGCCUACUUUAGUGUUACUCUAAUUAUCAGUUUCUUCUUCAGAGCCAUGAUAUCGUGGAGUUCAAAGGAACAUCAUGAAAGACCAAAACAGGGGAUCAUAUGAAUGUUAUAACAACCAGAUAUAUUCAUAUCUGAUGAGAAGGAUGCUCGAUCAUGGCAGAUAGAAAACUUCCUUUGAAUAUAUCAUUUGGAUUCCCAGCUUUUUAUUGAGAAAAACGCUUGGGUGAAUGCUCCAUCAUGGCACUCUGAAAGCUUCAUUGAGUAUAUCACUUAAAUGUCUACCAGGCAUAGGCUGUUGCAAUAGCAUCAUCACUUGUUGCCUGCAUGCCUUAAUCUCACCAAUUUACUUGGCUUGGUGGGAAGAGGAUUAUAUAGCAAAUCUUUGUCUCCUAUGUUCUUGGCAGUGUAGCUCAUGAUUCAAAUUUUCAAAGAUGUGCCUAAUCUCUGCAUUUCCGAGCACCCAACAUUGUUUUGGCGACUUAUAAUUGAGGGCAUCACUCGGUACAGCAUCUAGAAUUUGGAGACUGACUUUUCUUGAGAAACUAAGUGAAUUCUGUGUCAGAAGGGGAACGGAUUCAAGAAAGUCUCAAUGACAACAGUGUUUUUUAUAAUUUUUAAGAUCUCAAAGUGUAAAGAAGAAACUAAGGAGGCCAAUUUGUUCAACAAGAAGCACCUUAGGGGUUUGCACUUAGCAUGGUAUGAUCCUAUCAGUAGUUGCCACCAACAUGAUGCAGAAGAGGAGGUCCUUGAAAUCCUCUGAAGUGAGAUAUUGCUUUUGUAUAAAAAAUUGUAAUGUGAUUCAUCUGUACUACCAAUUAGCAUGUAUCUACUAUAUGUCAUUGCAUUAUCAUGUUUGCAGCAGUAUCGAUAUUCUUUGA